AUGCACUUUAACUCCCUCCUCGUCCUCACAGGACUUCUCUCCACCCUCUCCCUCGCUGACCCAAUCCCUCAAUCCCCAGCACAAACCACUGCCCUAGCAAAUGACCUAGAAUCCUACAUCGUCGCACUCGCCACUGACACCGCAUUCCUCUCUUUCGCCUCCGCUCUCCAAACCAACGCCGCCCUCUCCAGCUCAGUCUCCAGCUUUGAAGCCUCGAUGUCGUCUCUCAUCACCCACCGCCAAACUCCAACCGCUGGGUACAUCAGCGCCGCACCAACCGACGCCCAGACCCUUCUGAGCAGUAUUUAUAGUGUGGAGUAUCAGAUGUUGAGUGAUAAUGGAUUCUUGGCUACCAGUUCAUCGAAAGCGGCUGCGCCGACGCAAGGUGUAGGGAGUCGGGUUAAGGUUGCGGGAGCUGUUGCUGCGGGGUUUGUUGGGGCUGUUAUUGCAUUGUAG
Messenger RNA from Mollisia scopiformis, 456 nucleotides. RefSeq lists its product as uncharacterized. The record is from RefSeq and is a predicted model, not a curated record. The coding region runs from base 1 to 456 and encodes 151 amino acids. The transcript has 2 exons. Lineage: Eukaryota; Fungi; Ascomycota; Leotiomycetes; Helotiales; Mollisiaceae.